Brassica oleracea var. oleracea is the source of this 565-nucleotide messenger RNA. RefSeq lists its product as uncharacterized. The coding region runs from base 84 to 440 and encodes 118 amino acids. The transcript is spliced from 3 exons. The record is from RefSeq and is a predicted model, not a curated record. NCBI's taxonomy places the organism in Eukaryota, Viridiplantae, Streptophyta, Magnoliopsida, Brassicales, Brassicaceae.
AGAGACAAUAAUAUAAAAACCCCAAAUAGUUUGUAAAAAAUAUAAUAUAUUGUAGUUAUAUUUUUGGAUAACAUUUUGAUCGGAUGGGGUUCCUACACAAGCUGUGGGAUGAUACGGUGGCCGGACCGGCGCCGGAAAGUGGUCUUGGAAAAUUGAGAAAGCUUCAUUCUUUAUCCACCGUCCGAUCUCCUCUAUCCAGCAUUACCAAGGCGAAUAACAAUGUCUGUGGACUCAGGAAAUUGAAGAUGGAUCCCGGUCUUCUUCCGGAUUCUCCGACCGUGUCAAGCAUCAACCCGGGGACGCCUUUGACCCCGGGAACACCAUGUGAUAACUUUGGACCAUUCAGCGCCGAGAAAGUCCCUUCGGCCGGUGAAACCGAUGCCGCAAGUCUCACUUCUUAUGAAUGGAUUGUGAUCAACGCAUGCGCAUUGGACCGUUGAAAACGACGAGAAAGAGAGACAGUGCUACGGGUUUGUAUAUAAUAUUAUUAAUAACCUAAGCAUGUAAUUAUGUAAAUAACAAUAAAUUUGUACAUAAGUUUUUAUACAAAAUACAAUACUACGUA